CUGUAAUUGAAGGAACUAUGGGAAAGUUCUCCUUUCCAAGGCUCAUCAUAAGAAUGCCAUGGGCAAAACGGACUGCACAGGAUGAUUUCUGUACAGGAACUACUGAACUCCACAGGCCCAGAACACACCAGCCUCACAACUCCUCACAACUCCCCAUCCUUAAUGUGUGUAGGCAGGACAAGGAGAACACUGAUUCAAUCCAGAAGAAGAGGAAAAAGAAGAGGCUAAAUGAGAAGGGAACCCAGGUUGAACUAGGCAUGCGGGAGGAUAUCCAUGACCUUGACCUCGCCCAUUGGAGAUUGGCUAGAGAGACAUGGAGAACUGAGCGAGGAAACAUGAGGGAGAUUAAGGCGCUGUAUGGAGAAAUAUUUAGGCUGCACCAACUCUUGGCGGAGAUUGGGGUGGAUAAAGGGGUGAUCAAGCAGCGCUCCACCUCCUCCAUUAUUUGUCCCGUCUCCCCGACACUGCCAGCUUUCCCCUGGUACAACCACCACAGGUACCUCGCCAACAGCCAAUCGGAGCCUGACCAGCAUGCUGCCGGCACCCAGAAGGACCCACCUAAGAAACACUCAAUCUUUCCCCCUCUGGACACACAGAACUGCAACUCCCCUGAUAAAUGGCCUCAUUCUCCGUCCAAGACGUCACACCCACACGCUUCACACCGAUUUGCUGUCCCAUCCCACCUCCUGGCUUCCGGCCCUCCUGCCCGGAUGAGACAGACCCAUCCGCAGGUCCACCCCAGGUCCCCAUUGACUGGCCAGGCAAAGGUCAAGGAUGAGGUUAAGAGGCCAGAGACUGCAUCGUCUGAGGAAUUGUCUGAGGAAGUUCAACGGAGAGGAGCAGAAAUUGCAAGCAUGUAUAAAGCACAGCUGAAAGAGAGGAUGGCCCAAAAGAGAAAGGAAGAGAUUCUGAAGAAAAUGGCAAACGGCGAUGACAAGAACGAUGACACUGAGGCCUCCUGCUCCUCUGCAGUAAAACAAUCUAAUACCCCUGCCACAGCCCCCGGCCAGCCCAGAGGCCACACCAGUGGCCGCCCGAGAGGACACUCAGGGGGACACCCAGCAGGACCUGGCAGAGGUUGUGAAUGUUCUCAAGAGGCAAUCAUCUGAUCUAUACCUGCCUGACGACGUUUGUGAGGA
Messenger RNA from Oncorhynchus kisutch (coho salmon), 1139 nucleotides. RefSeq lists its product as uncharacterized. The transcript is spliced from 4 exons. The record is from RefSeq and is a predicted model, not a curated record. Bases 18 to 1109 code for a protein of 363 amino acids. Lineage: Eukaryota; Metazoa; Chordata; Actinopteri; Salmoniformes; Salmonidae.